AUGUCAUCGAUUGUACGACGUGAUUUUAGUUCAUUUCAUAGUUCAAACGUUGAAGAAUUACUAAAUCUAACUGAGGGUGAUUUUAUAUCAUUGCCAAUACCAUUUUCCUUAUAUGAUUAUACAAAUGAUGAUAAAAUUCCAUUUGGAUGUCGGAUGAAUGAAAAAUAUUUUUUAUUAGACAAUAAAUAUGUAUUUCUCAAUGAUGGAGGAUUUGAUUGUGUACUACGUCAAGCAUUAGAAUAUGCACAUUUGUUUCAGUAUUAUAUUGAGAAACAGCCGCUACGUUUCUAUGAUCGUGAAGUAUCUCCAAGAUUAACAGAUAUGAUAAGAAAAAUGGCAGGAUUUUUGUGUUGUACAACAGCAAUUUUAAUUGCUUAUUUAAUAUUAGUUGAGAAUGUUACGUUUGCUAGGAAUUCUCUAGUAACGUCAUUGAAUAUAAAUGAUAAAAGUCAUAUAUUCAUAACGAGUACGAUGUAUGGUGCUUAUAAAGAGUAUUUUAAGGAGAUUUGUUUGAAUACCGGUACAAAAUUAUAUGAAUUUUUGAUUGAAUUUCCAAUUGAUGAUAUCAAUAAAGUUAUAGAUAAAAUGAAAAUUGC
Molecule: messenger RNA, 596 nt
Organism: Didymodactylos carnosus
Lineage: Eukaryota; Metazoa; Rotifera; Eurotatoria; Philodinida; Philodinidae
Source: the annotation of a GenBank genome assembly